This is a messenger RNA of Caenorhabditis briggsae, 1044 nucleotides long. RefSeq names its product Protein CBR-TAG-141 (gene Cbr-tag-141). Bases 1 to 1044 code for a protein of 347 amino acids. Gene Ontology annotation, molecular function: zinc ion transmembrane transporter activity. Gene Ontology annotation, biological process: intracellular zinc ion homeostasis; zinc ion import across plasma membrane. Gene Ontology annotation, cellular component: membrane. Lineage: Eukaryota; Metazoa; Nematoda; Chromadorea; Rhabditida; Rhabditidae. The transcript has 6 exons. The record is from RefSeq and is a predicted model, not a curated record.
AUGUCGUCUAAUUCACCUGAAAUGUUUUACGUUAUUCUAUAUGGAGUGAUUUCGGUUACGGUAGUUUCACUAUUGUCUCUUGGUGGUGCAUGCAUUGGACCACUGAUGGCGAAAGAUGCAAAACAUAGGUGGCUCCAUUUUUUUCUGGCAAUGGCGAUCUCGACCCUCAGUUCCGAUGCGAUUUUGCAUAUUAUACCGCAGGUAGUGGGAGCUCAUAGUCACAGCCAUGGACAUUCCCACGAGCACCAUGGAAGCUCUUCCCAUGAAAAUUGGUACACCAUCACAUCAACUCGCAAGAACCUGCUCCGACUCUCGGUGAUCGUUCUUUCCAUCUACGUUCUUUACUUUGUGGAGUUUUUCAUGUUCUACCGGAAAAUUCAUCUCCACUAUUGCUCACCUUCCACAAAGUCUCCUGUAAAGAGCCCAUCUGGAAUCCAAUCUUCACAUUCAAAUUCAAGUGGAAUUGAGGACAAUAAUAAUGGAGAAUCCAAAGAAAAACCCAGAGAAGAAGGAGGUCACGAGUUGAUUCAUUUGCGAGAGGAAGAAGAAGAUGGUGGUGAGAUUUGUGGACUUAAACCACGCGCUCUAAUCAUCCUAUUUGGUGAUGGAAUUCAUAAUUUAGUAGAUGGAGUAGCAAUCGGUGCAUCAUUUAUGAUCUCACUAAAACUCGGAUUCAUCACAACAAUCGCAGUGGUUUGUCACGAACUUCCGCAUGAAAUUGGAGAUUUGGCAGUGCUGAUUGAUUCGGGACUAUCAAUGGUCACAGCAUUAAUACUGAAUUUACUCUCCGCUCUAACUGCCUACAUAGGACUAUUUAUUGCAAUUGUUUUGGGAAAAGAUGAAGAAAUCGAGACAAUAUUAUUAGCAAUUACAGCUGGAAUGUUUCUUUAUGUAGCAUGGGCGGAUAUGCUCUCACAUCUUAAACAUGACGCGUUGAUGGCUGAUCAUUGGAUGGUGACAAGUAUUUUACAAUUAUCCGGGUUUACUGUUGGAUUUCUUCUCAUUUUUGGAUUAGGAUGGUUCGAACACUUGCUCGAAGGAUAA